CCUCCGCCGGGAGCAGAUGGGGUGGCGGAGCGUGGGGUGCCGGCGCGCCAGGAGGGUCCCGCGGACGAGCACCUGAUGCGGCUGGCAACGGCUUGGCUGCGAACGGGUAGCCCAGAAAUGGCGAAAGCUCCGCCGCCAGCUGGCCCACGCCGUUUAAGUGGUGCUCAGUGGCACAUGCAGAACAUCCUCAAAGACUCCGUGGAGAGCUCCGAUGAUGAAUUCUUCGAUGCGCGAGAAGAGGUGGUGGAAGGAAAAAAUGCUAUUCUCAUAGGCAUGAGCCAGUGGAACUCAAACGACCUUGUUGAACACAUAGGAACAAUUGGGAAGCUGGAAGAAAAUCAAGGUGAAGAGUCUGCAUUUUGCUCAUCUGGCUUUCUGCAGGAGAAACGUGAAUUAUAUAGAGGCUCUUUGAGGAAACAAAUGUUUCCAGCACAAGGCAGUGUUGAAAUUCAUGAGGACAAUGAGGACGGAGUUCAACACCAGAGCUGCAAAACUCAUGUGCUAAUUUUGAUCCUACAUGGGGGGAACAUCCUAGACACUGGAGGUGGGGACCACAGCAGCAAGCUGGCAGACAUCAAUACCUUCAGUUCUGUGUUUGAGAAAGUGACCCAAGCACAUUUUCCUGCAGCUUUGGGCCACAUCUUAAUCAGACUUGUUCCCUGCCCAGCAAUCUGUUCAGCAGCUUUCUCUCUUGUUUCCAACCUAAAUCCCUACAGCUAUGAUGAGAGCUGUCUCAGCAGCAGUGAAGACCACAUCCCACUGGCUGCCUUGCCCUUGUUGGCAGUUUCAUCCCCUCAGUACCAGGAUGCAGUUGCCUUGGUGAUCAGUAGAGCCAAUCAAGUUUACAAUGAAUUUCUGAAAUCUACAGAUGGGGCUGGGUUUAAUGGACAGGUGUGUCUCAUUGGUGACUGCAUUGGAGGAAUUUUGGGCUUUGAUGCCAUCUGCUAUAAUUCUAACACAGCUGACGAGAGUCGGAAUAGUAGCAGGAGAGGAAGCAUCAGCAGUAUCCAGGCUAAUACCCUCUUAGCAGAGGACUCAAGGCUGAGUGGCAGCAAACGCCUGAGCAAAAGCAAUAUUGACAUCUCUGGAAUCAUGGAGGAUGAGAAGCCAAGGCAGCCGUUGCCUAGGAAACAGAGUGAUUCAUCCACCUAUGACUGUGAUACUAUAACCCAGCAUCAUGCUUUCCUGUCUAGCAUCCAUUCAAGUGUAUUGAAAGAUGGUGCAGACUUUCCUCCUGUGAAUUCCAGUCUCUCAGAAGUAAACCUGGGCCGAUUCGAAUUUGAGGUGUCUGAUUUCUUCCUCUUUGGAUCACCGCUUGGUUUGGUGCUGGCCAUGAGGAGUACUGUUCUGCCUGGCCUGGAUGUAUGCCAGGUCCGUCCAGCCUGCAGCCAAGUGUACAGUUUCUUUCACUCUGCUGACCCCUCUGCCUGCAGACUUGAACCACUGCUGGAGAAAAGAUUCCAUCUCCUGCCCCCGUUCAGUGUCCCACGGUACCAGAGAUACCCACUAGGGGAUGGAAGAUCUCACCAGUUAGGUGAUGCUAUUAACAACCACAGCACUCUUUUCCUUGAGAACUGCUCUUUGAACAUACCUUUCUCUCAAGAGACUCCUGGAUCUCCAAAUGCAUCUGAUCAACCACAAGGAAAAACAAGAAAGUUGAGCUUGGCCAGCACAAAUAGUGAAAACUCAGGGUCAACAGAAAGUUUGCCAUCAGCAUACUUCACCAACAUUACAGCAAAGUGGUGGGGAACAAAACGAAUAGAUUAUGCCUUGUAUUGUCCAGAUGUGCUGACAGCCUUUCCAACUGUGGCCCUUCCGCAUCUCUUCCAUGCCAGCUACUGGGAAUCAACAGAUGUUGUGGCCUUUAUUUUAAGACAGGUGAUGAGGUAUGAAAAUGUAAAUUUCAAGGAAAAUUACAACCUGGAUGCAGCAACACUAAGCCCGUCCAAUCCACGUGAAAAAUGGCUACGCAAAAGGACACAUGUCAAAUUGAGAAAUGUCACUGCUAAUCACCGAGCUAAUGAUGUCAUUGCAGCAGAAGAUGGUCCUCAGGUUCUAGUUGGGCGCUUUAUGUAUGGACCUCUCGACAUGGUGGCCUUAACAGGUGAAAAGGUUGAUAUCUUCAUAAUGACUGAGCCAUCUUCGGGUAGGUGGGUGUAUUUUGACACGGAGAUAUCCAACAGCAGUGGCCGGAUAUCCUACAGCAUACCCAAACAGAAGAGACUGAGAGUGGGUGUGUAUCCCAUCAGAAUGGUUGUCAGAGGGGACCAGAGCAGUGCUGCGAGUUACCUGACCGUUCUUCCCCGAGGAAUGGAAUGUGUUGUGUUCAGCAUUGAUGGUUCAUUUGCAGCAAGUGUUUCAAUUAUGGGAAGUGACCCCAAAGUCCGAGCUGGGGCUGUUGAUGUUGUCAGGCAUUGGCAAGACCUGGGAUAUCUGAUUAUCUAUAUUACUGGUCGUCCAGAUAUGCAAAAACAGCGUGUAGUUUCAUGGUUGUCUCAACAUAACUUUCCACAAGGGAUGAUCUUCUUCUCAGAUGGACUUGUUCAUGACCCACUGCGUCAAAAGACCAUUUUUCUCCGGAACCUCAUGCAAGAGUGCCACAUCAAAAUCUGUGCUGCAUAUGGUUCCAUGAAGGAUAUUUCUGUGUACAAUGUCUUGGCUCUGUCACCAUCCCAGAUCUACAUAGUUGGACGAUCAACAAAGAAAUACCAGGCACAGUGUCAAUUCCUCAGUGAAGGUUACGCAGCUCACUUGGCCUCACUGGAGUUCAGUCUCCAUUCACGACCGAAGAAGAACAACUCUCGGAUGAUACUGAGAAAAGGCAGCUUUGGCCUCCACUCCCAACCUGAGUUUUUGCGCAAAAGAAACCAUCUCCGUAGGACUAUGUCUGUACAGCAACCUGACCCACCUUCUUCAAACCCCAAGCCAGAGCGUGCCCAGAGCCAGCCUGAAUCAGACAAAGACCAUGACAGGCAUUUGCCCUCCAUUGCUUGGGUUCGAGAAAUAAGAAAUGGCCUGGAGCAGCUUGAAUCCUGUGCCAUGGACUCUGGAAUUGAAGUCAGGUGUUGGUAUUUCCUCUUUCCCUCAUUUUAGUUCAAGCCCAAGGUAAGGGGAUUACAGUUUACCCUCUUUGUAUUUCUCUCAAUAAGAUACAUUUGAAACUGGAUAUAAUUGUGGGGGACAGGAGAACAUGAAAAAAAUGACUGUUUGUCAUUUAUAAGAAUUUACAGAACUUAUAGGGGAAAAGAGAGGGGGGCAGGUUUACUGUUAUAUGCUGGGAGAUAGUAUACCAGAGAUCACAAUACUAAAACCUAAUUGAGAGAUUGCAAACUUUAAAGAUAAGUUUAUUCUGGGAGCACUGGUACAGGGCCCAGAAUAGCAGUCCUCUCACAGAACCACAAGCCUUCUGCACAACUUAUUUUUCUAUUUGUGGGAGAAGGAAAGGAGCUGUCCACUGACAACUGAAUUAAUACAAGGAAACUUGAAAUUGUACAUGUUCUUUCAGUUGAUAGUUUUAUUACGUGCAUACUUUUAAAUAUCGUUUGUUAGUGAGAAGGUUCUGUUUGGUGACAAAUGUUUAUAUUUCUUAUGGCUGCCUUGUAAAGAUUAAAAAAAUGUACGAUAAUGAAUUUCUUAAUAUGAAAUAAGGAGUAAGAUUUCUAUAACUGGUACAGAUUUUGAUGUGAGCUGGUUUUUAAAAUCUUAAUAUGUUAAGUCACUUAAAUAAAAUCUUCCUUGC
This is a messenger RNA of Calypte anna (Anna's hummingbird), 3739 nucleotides long. RefSeq names its product PITPNM family member 3 (gene PITPNM3). NCBI's taxonomy places the organism in Eukaryota, Metazoa, Chordata, Aves, Apodiformes, Trochilidae. Gene Ontology annotation, cellular component: cytoplasm. The transcript has 21 exons. The record is from RefSeq and is a predicted model, not a curated record. Gene Ontology annotation, molecular function: metal ion binding; phosphatidylinositol binding; phosphatidylinositol transfer activity. The coding region runs from base 76 to 3093 and encodes 1005 amino acids. Gene Ontology annotation, biological process: phospholipid transport.